This is a messenger RNA of Nematostella vectensis (starlet sea anemone), 2643 nucleotides long. RefSeq lists its product as uncharacterized. The transcript is spliced from 4 exons. Bases 1627 to 2307 code for a protein of 226 amino acids. The record is from RefSeq and is a predicted model, not a curated record. Lineage: Eukaryota; Metazoa; Cnidaria; Anthozoa; Actiniaria; Edwardsiidae.
CUUAAGCUGGAAUCCGGAAUACAAGAAUUAGUAUAAAAAUUAUUUUAACAUUUGCCUUUUUUUUUUCAAAUGAACGAUGGUUAUGGUUCAUUUUGAUUUAUCUGUUUAUAUGCACGUGAUUUUCAUUUCAACCUUUUGGCGGUUGACGAAGAAGCCAUUCCAUGGUUAUUAUUUUAUUAGCCAAUGAGACGCGGGUAGGUUUGAACAUGCGAUCAAUCACCUCCAAGUUCUCGCUUUCUAGCUUCACACAGGCAAGAAUCAACAACAAAGGAGGGUAAGGGCAGAUUUAUUCUUUCGAAUUCUUAUUGAUAAUGACAUUCAAUUAUUUAAAUAUUUAUUGUAUUGUAAAAAAAAUCAUAAGAGUAUCAUAAGAAAUCGCCUCGCCAUAUCUGUGAGAACAGGAAGUUCUGAUCUCGACGAAGUAAUCGGUCAAAAGAGUUUUCACUUCAAACACGUGUAAGUUGGGUGUCUACAAAACGAAGACCUAAAACCUGUGACCCCAAAAGCUACGACCCCCAAAAUAUUGCCGUUAUUAUUAAACCUACCUUGUUUCCCAAAAUGGCUACACAGCUUUUCGGGUUUUUCUUUAAAAAUCUUAAUUGCCCGCCAAGAGCUAACUUACGGGAAAUCGCUUCAUGUUCUAGUUGUGUCGGGUUGUAGAAAGUUUUCAUCACAGAAAAAAAAAAUCCACUGCCCGGUAUAAAGUGGGCCAAUCAAGGCUAACAUCAAUAAGGUUUCAUCUCAGUCAAAUGAUUUGACAUUUAGCUGUCACAGUGCGCCUAAAAAAAUAUAAACAGCUUUGCGAAAUUAAGUUUUUCUACAAGAUGAGACUUUAUUUACUUGUUCUUUGUCUUUCAUUUGAAAAAUGCCGAUGCAACGGUAAUGUUUGGGGUGAAAGUUGUCUACAGACAUCGACAAAACUAGGAUUUCAGUAACUAAUACUAUAAUCUUCAACAGUCACGACACGUCAAGACACGUCUGAGAUGGGAAAGCACAAGAAAGAAAAAAAACACAGGAAAUUCAAGAAGAGAGAGCAUGAGGAAUAUGCUAAAAAAUGGGAAAGAAAAAGAAAAGAAGAAAGGAGUUGUCCUCUUUCGCCAAUGUCUAGCAAAAAAAGGAGGCGAGUUCUGCGAUCGCCCUCUUCAAGCUCUGAUUCAUCCAUUCAGCCAAGGUAUAUACAGUUGUACUUUUUUCCGGGUUGAAGGGAGGGAGGCGGAGAUCCCGCUAAAAAAUAUUUACAUAUGGGCCGUUAGAAUGGUUAUAUCAGCUGUUGGACUGGUGCCUCUCCAGCAGAAUAUGUCGAUGUAUGCCAAUGUGUUCCGCCUGGAUAAGAAGUGUGAGAAAGAGAAUUUCCCCGAAAGGUUUGACGAACACAAAAGACAGAUAGAACAUUUGGUCGCGUUUUUAUUAGAUUAUGAAGAAAAGGCAAAGGAGAGGACAGGGAAGCUGAGCAUGAAUGGCCCUGACAUGACAAUUCCACGUUGCACCCGAUAGUCAUUCCAAAUCGCGCUUGACUCACUGACCAGCCUCGCAAACACCCUAACAGAGAUCGGCGAAGAGCGAGUCCUGGAGUAGAUCAGAUUUGCGAGUCUAACAACUCUUUCUGUCGAGUGUUUCUUCAAAGCCAUGCGUGCCGAUCAUGACAUGCCAACUAUUGUGGAGUAUGCUUAUAGACGAGCGCACUGUGCGGAAGAUGACAUGCUCCGAAUUUACCAGAAGCAUUUUACAUACUUCACAGGGCCGAACUCGUUUUAUCCGGAUAAGAUUAUCUCGGGCGAUCCACCAAGUCUGAUGCAGAGGCCAUCCAAGAAAACGCAGACGAAAGAGGGGACUGGUGAUGAGACAGAAGACCGCAGACGUGCAGAGACCAUGCGGGAAUUUACACGGGAGUAUGGGAGAGGAGUGCGACAAGCAAAUGUCCGAGCUAAGACAAAAAAGCUGACAGGAACCCUUCCAUACUCACUGAGUAUGCUGCCUGACCGAAUCGAAACGGGCUCAGACGACGUGCUAGACUUCGUAAGUGAAGCUCGAUCAACGGUCACAGUAAAUGACACCGGUGGAAGUACCAGGGUGCAGGUCUUGUACUACAAAGACGACAUCGUCGCCGUCAGACACGAUUACCGACGGAAAGCAUCUCCGUAUUGGCUCGCCGUUAUGGGGGAAGAAGUUUUGGUCAUCGCUGCAACUGGACGAUUCCAAAAGAACAGCGUAACUUUCAGAUGGCUCGAUCGGACUGAUGACCAUCUGAAAUAUACCUUCGACGAGGUAUGCAACGGCAAUUCCCCAGAUCUCUGCUGGCAAAAGUAGAAAGCCUCACCAUUGAUGACCAGACCGCAACCAUAACUCCCGAAGAAGACAUAAUAAUAAUUCAAGUUUAUUAACAUAUGACCUCUCUUAGUGUUUCGACUGAAUUACAGGUAGAGACACAAAGCUAUACUAGCAGCAUUACAUUACAUUAAAGUACUUGUGCGUGACAAAGUCUCUUAGUCUGUUGGUGCGCAAAGACUGCAAGCUGGCCGAGCCUCUGCCUGAUCUUAAAGCGUAGGUAAUUGCCCUAGUAAUCGUUCCACAUCAGACACGGAAAGACACGGAAAGAUGAGAACGAAGAAGGAAAGUGGCUGGCUUCUUCUACCCCCACAGAAG